CCACAGAAGCCGCGCCUUGCCUUCAGGGAAACCACAGAGGAGACAGCGAGCCCGUGGACGAUGGGGAAGACGCGGGAGAGCAGGGUGAUGCCCACGGACCCCUUGAGCAACGCGGGGCUGCUCUGCCAGGCCUGCGGGUUCCUCCUCCUCGACCCGCAGCAAGCCGAGUGCGGGCACCGAUACUGCCGCCGAUGCGUCCAAGCCCUUUUCAGGAAUAAAGAGAGAGUGGCCUGCCAUACCUGUAAGACGAGACUCAGCUCUAGACAGUUUCAUAGUGACAAAGCAGCAGAAAAAGAUGCCUUGGCCACAGACGUUGCCUGCCCGAAUUUUGACUGCUCUUGGACCGGAACACUCAAAUCAUAUCAGGAGCAUGCCUGCCCUCCUCUGGUGCACCAUGGAACUGUAGUGAAAGCCGCCUUUGACCUUGGACAUCAAGACAUAGAAGAAGAAGCACAAUCUUCCUGGAGCAUUGGAAGCCCAAUCAUGGGUGACCCUGCCUUGAAUGUGGAAUGUGUCCAAAUGCGUGUGGAAGCCUUGGAGCUGAUGGUGUUGUCCCUGCGCCGGCAGCUUGCCAGUCAAGGGGCCAUGGUGAAGUCUCUCCAGCACAACUGUUCCCAAUAUGAAAAACUCUUGAGGUUGUCUCAAGAGAAAAACAAAGAAUCCAAACCGCCAAUGCCAGAACUGGUCAGCACUGAUGGAACCCUGGUGUGGAAGGUGGAGAACUUCUCCAAGCUCAUGAAGGAGUCCAAAGCGGGAGGGAAACGUUCCAUCUACUCUCCAGUCUUUGCCACUCACACCUUUGGGUACCAUCUCUGUGUCCGGCUAUAUCCCGAUGGAGAUGGUAUUGGCCAGGGAGGCCAUCUUUCCCUCUUCCUCGCCUUGGCCAAAGGGCCCUAUGAUGACAUCCUGCCCUGGCCCUUCCGGCAAAAGGUCACCUUCUGUCUCCUGGACCCUACAAGGAAGAAGUCGCCAAUCAUGGAGACCUUCCUCCCAGAUCCUCACAGCUCCUCCUUCCACCAGCCUCGGGAGAGGUUGAACGUGGCCAGUGGGAGCCCCCUUUUUGCCAGCCACGUUGAGAUUCCUAACUACCUUAAGGAUGACACUCUCUACCUAAAAGUGGUGGUGGAUUUGGCAGGGAUGGAAAUUUGAGAUUGGAAGGCAGUGGAGACGUGGAGGGAGAAUUUAAUUAUUCUUCUCUGGUCUACCAACUUCUUGCCUUUUCCUUCCAAGGUACCCAUCAACUUAUCCUGAAAUUCUUCAGCUCUGCUAUCAAACUUCAAAAACAACAACAUCCACUACAGUUCAUUCUACUAUGAGUAUAUACCUACCUCUUGCAAGUCUAACAUCAGUACAUAAUUUGGGCUGUGGGUCAUGGGAUAUUACUCUCCUUGAUUUAAUCUCCUGUGGAAAACAUAUCCCAUUACAGCUCUUUUAAUUGGCAAAUUUUGGACAAUAUGUAUUGGUUAGAUAUGCUGAAAUUAACAGAAAGUCUAGAACCUUGGAUGAUUUGUCAAACCAAUCCAAAUCACAAAAUUUGUGGUUUUAUUGUUAUGCUGCUUCAGAUUUACUUGAGUACAUUUCAUUUUCAAAGAUGCUGAGAGCUGGAAGAUUUCCUUUCGAUGUUUUCUUGCAAUCACAUCUAUUGUUGAAAAACAAAACAAUAUUUUGGAAAAUGCAUUUCUUAUUUGUAAUUGAUUGUUUCUAUAACACUUCUUAAAGGGCCAUUAGGGCUUUGCAAUAAAUACUAAGGAUUUUGAGACAUGUGUCCUUAGAUAAAACUAUUCUUUCUACCUCAUAUUUCUUAUGAUAUUUAUUGAUUAUUUAUUUUUGUGAUAACAGCACAGAGAUGUGAUUAUAUAAAUUACGAUAUUAAAUUAUACAAAUUAUGAUAUUAAAGGAUAUAUUUUU
This is a messenger RNA of Anolis carolinensis (green anole), 1908 nucleotides long. Its product is annotated as TNF receptor-associated factor 2. Gene Ontology annotation, molecular function: protein binding; zinc ion binding. Lineage: Eukaryota; Metazoa; Chordata; Lepidosauria; Squamata; Anolidae. The coding region runs from base 61 to 1149 and encodes 362 amino acids. The transcript has 5 exons. Gene Ontology annotation, biological process: regulation of apoptotic process; signal transduction. The record is from RefSeq and is a predicted model, not a curated record.